ACUAUACGAGUACACGACUCAAGUUUCCUAUUUGACCCGAAACUGUACUAUACUAUCAAUUCACGGAUGCACCAGAAUCCCCAAAUGCACAUUUAUUACUAAUCACCAAACCAUAGCAAUAGCAUAGAAGAACCCUUUCAGAUCUCACUCCAAACGGAAGAAGAACACCGACAUGGAUGGUGGACACAUGCACGGCGGCAUGGAUGGUAUGAACCAAAACUCAUCAUCAUCAUCAUCAAAUGGAACCAUGACGAUGAUGGGUCAUAAGAUGCACGGCAUGAUGCACAUGACAUUCUACUGGGGAAAAGACGCGUUGAUUCUCUUCAACGACUGGCCUGCUGGUGAUACCGGUAUGUAUGUACUGGCCUUGAUAAUUGUUUUCGUCAUGUCGGUUCUCAUCGAGUUACUCUCACGAACCCGGUUUAUUAAACCCGGUUCGAACCCUGUCACUGCCGGUCUGGUUCAGACGCUGUUGCAUGUGCUUAGAGUUGGUCUGGCUUAUUUGGUUAUGUUGGCUCUUAUGUCUUUCAAUGGAGGUGUGUUCUUGGUUGCUGUGCUUGGUCAUGCUCUUGGGUUUCUCUUGUCUAGCAGUGCUUUCAGAAAACAACAAAACCAUGAUGAGCCUUAUGAUCUUCCUCCUAUAUCUUGUUAACUGUUUUUAUGUUUCUUAGUCAUAAUAAUAGUCAUAAAUUAUUUAGUAUUAAUUUGCAA
Vicia villosa (hairy vetch) is the source of this 711-nucleotide messenger RNA. RefSeq names its product copper transporter 6-like. Lineage: Eukaryota; Viridiplantae; Streptophyta; Magnoliopsida; Fabales; Fabaceae. The record is from RefSeq and is a predicted model, not a curated record. Gene Ontology annotation, biological process: intracellular copper ion homeostasis; copper ion transmembrane transport. Gene Ontology annotation, cellular component: plasma membrane. The transcript has a single exon. Bases 173 to 652 code for a protein of 159 amino acids. Gene Ontology annotation, molecular function: copper ion transmembrane transporter activity.